AUGUUUCAGCUUUCUCUGCUCAUUCCCUUUUCCCUAUUACUUAUUUUCUUCAUCAAAACAUGCUAUCAAAAAAGACUAAACCUCCCUCCUGGACCUCCAAAGCUUCCGUUUAUCGGUAACAUGAACCACCUUCUAACUACGACACCACACCGGGCCUUACAUGGCCUGGCCAUGAAAUACGGUCCGAUCAUGCACCUCAAACUCGGGUUCAUAUCCACUAUCGUUGUGUCCUCAGCUGAUACAGCUAGAGAGAUCAUGAAGACUCAUGACACUAUCUUUUCUAACCGGCCUAAACUCGUGGCCCCCAAAAUCUUGGGUUAUAACUAUACUGACAUUGUGUUUGCUCCAUAUGGGACUUACUGGAGACAACUUAAGAAAAUAUGUAUUCUUGAACUCUCGACGACAAAAAGUAUGGAAUCAACGCAAUUUAUACGUGAAGAAGAGGUAAAGUCGCUUGCUCUGUCAAUUAGUAAGAGUUCAGAACCAAUAGUCUUGGCUGAGAAGCUAUUUGCUUUGAAUCAUAACAUUAUCACUAGGAUUACUUUUGGUGAUAAGUUUGAGGAUGAACUGAGGUUUAAAUUAGCGAUUAGGGAAGGGACGGCUCUGGCUGCAGGAUUUCAGAUUGGGGAUUUCUAUCCGUCGCUUGGUUUCAUUGCGAAAAUCACUGGAAUGAAUAAAAGGAUGGAAGAGUGUCAUUUGGAGCUAAGUAGCAUCAUGGACAAGAAUAUACAACAGCAUAUUGAAAGACGUAAACUUGAGAAGCCACAACGUGAGUGUCUUGUAGACGUUCUUCUCCGGUAUAAGGACAAUGGAGGCCUCGACGAGCCACUCACGACUGAUAAUAUAAAAUCAGUCCUCUUGGAUGUGUUCACCGGAGCAACUGAAAACGCAUCGAAUAUAGUGGAGUGGGCUAUUACAGAGAUGUUAAGAAACCCGAGUAUAAUGGAAAAAGCACAAACAGAAGUGAGGAAGGUCAUUGGCGAAAAGGUCAACCCAACUGUUGAAGAGACUGACCUUUCUAAAAUGACUUACAUGAAUAUGGUAGUCAAGGAGACUCUAAGGUUUCACCCGCCGGUUCCUCUCUUGCUCCCACGAGAAUCCAUGGAAAGAUGUGUGAUCAAUGGUUAUGACAUACCUUCAAAGAGCCGAGUUUUUAUUAACUACUGGGCCAUUACCCGGGAUCCUUCCAGCUGGAAGGAUCCCGAUGUGUUCAAUCCUGAUAGGUUUCAGGAUGAAACCAAAAACUACAGAGGUAAUGACUUUGAGUACAUUCCUUUUGGUGGCGGUCGUAGAAUUUGUCCUGGAAUUUCAUUGGGAAUAGCAAAUACCGAACUAUCUCUUGCUUCUUUGCUUUACCAUUUCGACUGGAAACUAGCUGAUGGGGAGAAACCACAAGAUUUAGACAUGGACGAGACAUUUGGAAUGACAUGCUACAAGACUUGUAGUCUACGACUAGUACCUACUCUACACUUCCCUAUAUCAUCAUAGAGAAUUCGUUCACAUCCGUUUUUGUUUUGCUUUUGGCAUUCAUUCUGUUCAAAAGUACACAUCUUCUUUUCUUGAAACCAACUACUGUAUUAAAUCUUUUACAUUCUGAUAUGCACAAGGCAUAUAUUGUAUUCUAGGAUAAAUAUUUCACAUAAAGUUCUAAAUAUUAUUGAUCCAAUAUUUACAUA
This is a messenger RNA of Erigeron canadensis, 1676 nucleotides long. RefSeq names its product desmethyl-deoxy-podophyllotoxin synthase-like. Gene Ontology annotation, molecular function: heme binding; iron ion binding; oxidoreductase activity, acting on paired donors, with incorporation or reduction of molecular oxygen. The coding region runs from base 1 to 1488 and encodes 495 amino acids. NCBI's taxonomy places the organism in Eukaryota, Viridiplantae, Streptophyta, Magnoliopsida, Asterales, Asteraceae. The record is from RefSeq and is a predicted model, not a curated record. The transcript has 2 exons.